Molecule: messenger RNA, 1354 nt
Organism: Lentinula edodes (shiitake mushroom)
Lineage: Eukaryota; Fungi; Basidiomycota; Agaricomycetes; Agaricales; Omphalotaceae
Exons: 5
Coding region: 269-1276 (335 amino acids)
Molecular function (GO): oxidoreductase activity, acting on the CH-OH group of donors, NAD or NADP as acceptor
Source: RefSeq, a predicted model, not a curated record
CGAUCGUGAUGAAAUUCUACGCUACAUAACCUAUGUGGUUUCUAUUCAAUCAUAAUGUAUGUAUGUAUCCAUAUUGACUACUGUAAUCAUCAAAUUAUAUAUUCGCUCGUUCCCGCCCUCUAUCGAUGUCUAUGUUGAGCUUAGUGUCUUCAUAAUCUUGCGUUGACAGCAGAAUGCCUUACAAAUCUCUCAGUCAGCUGGUCACAACAGGACGAAUGCGAUAAAUGAUAAUAUUUGGUGCACGGUGACAGUUUAACAAGAACGAAUCAUGAACCAGUUGGUCUUCGUAACUGGUGGAACAGGCUUCAUCGGCUCACAUGUCGUCGCGCAACUUUUGGAUAAAGGUUAUCGUGUCCGUGCCGCCGCUCGGUCUGCUGCCAAACUACAAAGGAUCUUUCCUGAUGCCUCUAACCUCGAAGCUGUCGAAGUACCUACUCUCACUUCCGACUACACCAAGUAUUUGAAGGGUGUUGACGUAGUCAUCCACAUGGCAGCAGAGUUAUUCAGCAAGGGUUCUCCAAGUGAUCAGAUAUUUGAGGCCGCGUAUGAUGGUACCCUUCACAUCGUACGCCAAUCCAUUGACGCAGGAAUCAAGAAGAUCAUUAUCACCGGGACUUUUGCGAGUCUCUUUGAUUCACAAUUACAGACAGCGUUUGGCAAAGAAUUAGUUACAGAGAAAUUCUUCCAUCCUGCAACACUGGAAACUCUUGAUCGUCAUCAGGCACCAAUGACUAUAUACCAACAGUCAAAGACGUUGGCGGAUAAAAAAGUCUGGGAGCUUGCAAAAGAGUAUCCUGACGUUGAUUUUACAAUAUUGCUUCCGCCAGCCGUUUUUGGACCUCUCGUUCCCAAUUUCCCUGUUACAGACUCCCCAACUAGCAUUGGAACCAACUACAACCUCUGCAAGAUCCUCACAACAGGUACCGAAGCCUACCCCAGUUAUCCCCUUGGGCAUUUAGCCGACGUACGCGACGUUGCUUGGGCUCAUGUCGCUGCUCUCUCUGCUCUGCCAGUUCCCGGGCGUGACAAAAGGUUUAUUAUUAUGAAUACGACGUUCAAGUGGAAAGAUGUAGCGGAUUUGAUACGUCGAGAGAGGCCUGAACUUGCAAAUCGACUUCCAACACAAGACAUUGUCCCUCCGAGGCAGACUGAUGCUCCACUCGACACAAGUUUCGCGGCAGAGGUCCUGGGAUUAAAGAAUUAUAUACCUUGGGAGGAGACCGUGCUUGCCGCCGUUGAUGUACACGUUGCUUGGGAGAAACAGAACGGUCUCUAAGUUUAUCAGAAUAUUGUACGAGAUUAGACGAGAUUACUGUUAGUGUAUGGUACAAUGAUGAUGACAGUUUCCUCGCUU